Messenger RNA from Suricata suricatta (meerkat), 738 nucleotides. RefSeq names its product single-pass membrane protein with coiled-coil domains 1 (gene SMCO1). The transcript has 4 exons. Bases 1 to 717 code for a protein of 238 amino acids. The record is from RefSeq and is a predicted model, not a curated record. Lineage: Eukaryota; Metazoa; Chordata; Mammalia; Carnivora; Herpestidae.
AUGGAGCUUGGGCAGCUGCAAAGUAUUCAGGUCACUGAGGACAUAGAAGCUCAGCGAUGUGUUUACAAUGUGGUUCAUGAAAUCCUAACUCUAAAAAUAAAGCAAGAAGUGAGCAGUGACAGAGUAGACCACAAACUCCAAGCUUUAGAAGCACAGUUUAAAGAACUGGACUUCACCAAGGAUAGCCUGACACAGAAAUUUGAACAUCAUAGCAAGGCUUUGGCAAGCCAGGCAGCCCACGAUGAGCUGUGGACAGCAGUUCUGGCACUCAAAUUCACUUCAAUGGAACUGAAUAUUUUAUACAGUUACGUCAUGGAUGUACUCAUCUGCUUGCACACUCGUGUGCUUGAGAAGCUGCCAGACCUGGUGAGAGGUCUUCCCACCUUAGCCUCUGUCCUAAGACGCAAAGUCAAGAACCAGCGCAUUAGAGGAGUGUGGGAGUCUGUCCUGGAGGAAUGUGGGCUGGAAGAAGGAGAUGUCACAGCACUCUGUACCUUCUUUAUUGCAUAUGGUAACAAGGCAGAAUACUAUGUUGCUAAGGUGAGGCAGAUGUAUAUCAGAGACGUCACUUUCCUGAUCACUAACAUGGUGAAGAACGAGGCUUUGCAGGACGGUUUGCUCAGGGCUGUGCAGGUCAUUGAGAGGGGGAAAGCAGUGAGGGCCCCUGAGAAGCAAACGUCCCCCUUAAAAGAGCUAAUCCCAAUAGUCAAAAACUAACUUUACUCCAUGACCAAGGGA